CUCAGCCAGCAAGCAUGGUUCUCCGGCUGCGACUGCCUGGCGAGUAGAGGGAGAAGACUCAGGAGUCAAAGUUAAGUCAGUAACCCAAGCAAGCUCACGCUGGGGCAGCUGAAGCACCCACAGGGCACGCGUGCGCUGGCGAUCACCGGCCAGGAUCCGGUGAGUGUUCCCAAGCGCUGCGGGGCAGAGGAGGGAUAGCCGAAGAGGUGGGAAGGCCGGCUCUAGAACAGGAUCCUUUCUUCGCCCCUGGAGAAGGGGUCCUGGAGAUUGACUAACGCACAGCGGAAGAUGGGGAAACAUCCCUGAAAAAGCCGGGAAGGCGGCCUGCCAGAAGCAGGUCCCCUAGGCUCAGCCUGUCAUCCAUCCAGAAGUAGGGAGUCAGUCGCUCAGAGCAACUUGGCAAGGCUUCCGGAGUGCCGGGGCCGCGGGACUGAUGCCAGUUCCACCACCCCUGGUGCCUGCCUGCGCAUGGGCACAAUCCUAUUCCACGACGAAGUGGAGAACUAUAUGAACACCAAACGUCCCUGCCCUGUGCCGCUAUCAAGUCCUUUCUUGUCUGUUCUUUUCUCUUCGUAAGAACUUUUCUGCGAAGAUACUAACUUUUCUGUGGAAACUGCUGAGAGUAAAAAGUGCAAACUGAUGGAGAGGACCUGCUCCUUCCUAGUUUUUCCAGCAUCCGCGGGUUAAACCAUCACCUCCAGAGCAUCGAAGUUGUGGGAAGUGGGGACAGCUGGGAAGGGAGCAGGAUUUUGUUGCCACCUUCAGCUGGAUCUAGCCCUCCGCGUGCAUGAGUGUGCCAGUAACAGCAAAGUGGGCAGGGUUCUGCAUGUGGAGUCUCUGCUGGGACCCGAGUGAAUGGCCCCCAGGGACAGCGCGGAGCCUCAGCCUCCGCCACCUCCUCUGGGCUGGGUGUGGCCUGGAAAGAUAGUGGCAGUGGCUAUGGGUGCCCUGGCAGGCUUCUGGGUCCUCAGCCUACUCACCUAUGGCUACCUGUGCUGGGGCCAGGGCUUAGACGAGAAGGGGCCCCUGGGAGCUCAAGCUGAAGAGAGACCUGAAGCAGGCUUUCCGGGCACCGCCCAACCCCACAUCAUUUUCAUCUUAGCUGAUGAUCAGGGAUUUAGAGACGUGGGUUACCACGGAUCUGAGAUAAAGACGCCCACUCUUGACCAACUCGCUGCGGAAGGAGUUAAACUAGAGAACUACUACGUCCAGCCUAUUUGCACACCGUCCAGGAGCCAGUUUAUUACCGGAAAGUACCAGAUCCACACAGGACUCCAGCAUUCUAUCAUCAGACCUACCCAACCCAACUGUCUACCUCUAGACAACGCAACCCUACCUCAAAAGCUGAAGGAGGUCGGCUAUUCAACUCAUAUGGUUGGGAAAUGGCACUUGGGGUUUUACAGGAAAGAAUGCAUGCCCACUAAGAGAGGAUUUGAUACCUUCUUUGGCUCCCUUUUGGGAAGCGGAGAUUAUUAUACACACUACAAAUGUGACAGUCCCGGAAUGUGUGGCUAUGACUUAUAUGAAAAUGAUAAUGCUGCUUGGGACUAUGACAAUGGCAUAUAUUCAACACAGAUGUAUACUCAGAGAGUGCAGCAAAUCCUAGCUUCCCAUGACCCCGCUAAACCUAUAUUUUUAUAUGUUGCUUACCAAGCUGUGCACUCACCCCUGCAAGCCCCUGGCAGGUAUUUUGAACACUACCGAUCCAUUAUCAACAUAAACAGGAGAAGGUACGCAGCCAUGCUCUCCUGCUUGGAUGAAGCAAUCCACAAUGUGACCCUGGCUCUAAAGCAGUAUGGUUUCUAUAACAAUAGCAUUAUCAUAUACUCCUCAGAUAACGGUGGACAACCCACAGCAGGAGGAAGUAACUGGCCUCUCAGAGGUAGCAAAGGAACGUAUUGGGAAGGGGGCAUCCGGGCAGUUGGCUUUGUGCACAGUCCUCUUCUGAAAAACAAGGGAACGGUGUGUAAGGAACUUGUGCACAUCACAGAUUGGUACCCAACCCUGAUUUCACUGGCAGAAGGGCAGAUUGAUGAAGACAUUCAGCUAGAUGGGUACGAUAUCUGGGAGACGAUAAGCGAAGGUCUUCGUUCACCCCGAGUGGAUAUCUUGCACAACAUUGACCCCAUUUACACCAAGGCGAAAAAUGGCUCCUGGGCAGCAGGCUACGGAAUCUGGAACACAGCAAUCCAGUCAGCCAUCCGGGUGCAACACUGGAAGCUGCUCACAGGAAACCCUGGCUACAGUGACUGGGUCCCCCCUCAGGCUUUCAGCAAUCUGGGCCCAAACCGAUGGCACAACGAGAGGAUUACCUUAGCAACUGGCAAAAGUAUCUGGCUUUUCAACAUCACAGCCGAUCCAUACGAGAGGGUGGACCUCUCCAGCCGGUAUCCUGGCAUAGUGAAGAAGCUGCUGCGGAGGCUGUCACAGUUCAACAAGACGGCCGUGCCAGUCAGGUAUCCCCCGAAGGAUCCCAGAAGCAACCCUCGACUCAAUGGAGGAGUCUGGGGCCCGUGGUAUAAAGAGGAAAACAAGAAAAAGAAAACAAACAAAACCAAAGCUGGGAGAAAGCAAAAGAAAAGUAAAGCGAGGACGAGAAAAGAACCGGCAGCACACUCUUCAACAAAAUGCCACCCAAGUGUUACUGCCGGCUGAGUGCAAGACUUUCUGACUUGGUUAAGCUUAAAUUGCCUGGUUUCUAGGUAAUUCAAAGCAUUUGCCUCAGAAAUACCACUGCCAGUCCCCGCGGGCUUAUUUUCAGUUUGCUCUCUGCCAGCGGCUUCUGGCACCUGGCUGCCGGUGUGGACCAAACUAUCCUCCUGAGUGCCAAAGGCAUUGCUUCUGUAGACCACACAGAGAACAGAAUACAGUUAUUUAUUUCUCUCUGUCCUGUCAAUGAUUAGUCUGUUGACAAAACAGAAUGCUUUGAUUUGCAAUAGGGACGGUGACCUGUAGAGGAUGGAAAUCACAGCGUAACGUGAUUAAAAAUGACAUUUGAUACAGUGAAAGACUGUGUUACCUCAAAGGCCUAAGAACAGUAUUUCUAAGAGAAAAAUUUUAUCGGUAUCAUAUGCAACUUGGGCUUUUAAACUAAUUCUACUUUGUGCUGUCUUUAUCGCUUCUCGUAGUGAACAGCUUGCACCUCAUCUCAUCCUACUUAAAGCAACAGCAGAUAAUGUCUGGGCAUUGCCAGAAAUGAAUGUAACUACAUCCCAAACACUUUAAUAGGACAAUAAUUUCAGGAGAAAGUGCCUAAUUUAUUUUUCAAAAGAAGUUAUGCAGGUGAUUUUAAUUAUUUUAAUUAAUUAGUUUCUAAGUAAGAAUUGUAUUCCAAUUCUUUAAAGUUAUUAAGCACUGUCAUGCCAUAAAUCACUGUUAUAUUAUGUAUGUUCAUAAAAUAUAAAAGGAAACUCAUUCAGAAAAAAAUACAGCUUCAGUUUUUCACCAUUAUUUGAAUGUAAGACGAUAAAUAUAUUUUUAAAUUUUUGUAAAUUUGUGAGUGUACAGAGUUGAUUUUACUUUAUU
Molecule: messenger RNA, 3525 nt
Organism: Myodes glareolus (Bank vole)
Lineage: Eukaryota; Metazoa; Chordata; Mammalia; Rodentia; Cricetidae
Gene: Arsj
Product: arylsulfatase family member J
Molecular function (GO): sulfuric ester hydrolase activity
Source: RefSeq, a predicted model, not a curated record